This is a messenger RNA of Pleurotus ostreatus (oyster mushroom), 648 nucleotides long. RefSeq names its product DNA replication protein (gene PSF3). The coding region runs from base 1 to 648 and encodes 215 amino acids. NCBI's taxonomy places the organism in Eukaryota, Fungi, Basidiomycota, Agaricomycetes, Agaricales, Pleurotaceae. The record is from RefSeq and is a predicted model, not a curated record. Gene Ontology annotation, biological process: mitotic DNA replication initiation. The transcript is spliced from 6 exons. Gene Ontology annotation, cellular component: GINS complex.
AUGAUCGCGAUUCAUUAUACGGCACUUUCACCUGUCUUCGAACUGAACGUCUUUCACUCACCAGAGGCUCUGAUGGAAUAUGAUUACUUCUCGAUCGAGUCCAUCCUCGCCGAAAACCAGAAACUUCAGUGUACCUUCAAAUAUGAUAUUCCGGACAUGGGUCAUCUAGGCGGAGGGAACGAGCGGGACAUCAAAAUGCUCAGUAAACGCCAAAUACCGCUUUGGCUUGCGUACACCAUCAUCUACUCGGACUGGGCCGACUUCAGCAUCCCAACACCGUUUAACGCGAAAGUGCGGAACGCGCUGAAGGCUGAGCCGAGGAGCGUACGGUUAUCGAGUCUCGUUGGCUCAGGAGGGUUGUGGUAUGGCUUCGGUAAAGCCGUCAUGGACAUACUCGACGACGACCAAGCAGAAGAAAUGUCCGACGCAAUGACAAAAGCUUUCCGUGGACGUUUGACAGAAAUCGUCGACCAAGCUCAGCACUUCGCUGCGCUGGGCCCCGUUGGCGGUGGCAGUUCUUCAGGCGACUCUGCGCAACUGUUCCGCGAGGGACUUGAUGGAACUGAAAGGGAACUGUUUGGGCUGGCGCAGGAGAGCACGAAGCGAUCUAAACGGUGGUACGAAGAAAGCAACAAAGGUCGAAGAUAA